ACCCGGCCCCGCGGUUCGGCGGCGGCGGGUGAGGGCGGUUCGGUGGCGAUGGGGUGCCUGCAGAGCGUGGCCUGCAAGGCGCGGGUGCGCCGGGAGCAGAUCGUGGUGUCGGACGUCUCGGCAACCAUCGAACCGGCGGCUACCGCCAUCGAGGAGAGCUCGCCGGUGGUGCUGCGGUACCGCACGCCGUACUUCCGCGCCUCGGCCCGCGUCCUCAUGCCGCCCAUCGCCCGGCGGCACACCUGGGUGGUGGGAUGGAUCCAGGCCUGCAACCACAUGGAAUUCUACAACACCUACAGCGACCUCGGCGUGUCAAGCUGGGAGCUGCCCGACCUGAGAGAAGGAAGAGUAAAAGCCAUCAGCGACUCGGAUGGCGUGAGCUACCCCUGGUAUGGAAACACCACAGAAACUGUCACCCUGGUGGGGCCCACCAACAAGAUCUCCAGGUUCUCGGUGAGCAUGAAUGACAACUUCUACCCCAGCGUGACGUGGGCUGUCCCCGUGAGCAACAGCAACGUGCCACUGCUGACCAGGAUUAAGAGGGACCAGAGCUUUACCACCUGGCUGGUGGCCAUGAACACCACCACCAAGGAAAAAAUCAUCUUGCAGACCAUCAAGUGGAGGAUGAGAGUGGACAUCGAGGUCGAUCCCAUGCAGCUGCUGGGGCAGAGGGCAAGGCUGGUGGGAAGGACUCAGCAGGAGCAGCCCCGCAUCCUCAGCAGGAUGGAGCCCAUCCCACCCAAUGCACUAGUGAAACCCAAUGCCAAUGAUGCCCAGGUCCUCAUGUGGAGGCCCAAACGAGGCCAGCCCAUCGUCGUGAUACCUCCCAAGUAGUGCAGGGGGUGAGGAGGAUGUGGGUGCUGCAGACCAGUGGGGUUCCUGAGCCAAAGCAGGCCUCUUGGGUUCUCCUCCUGCCUUUCUUUCUAGCUGUGCUUGGAAAUGCAGCUUCUCCUGAAUCUGAAAGGAUUGGCCACAGUGAGGACGUUGGAAUAGGGAUUGCUGAGCUUGGAGGAUUUCCCAGAAAGCCAAAUGAGGAUUUCUAGGAGCUGGGGAAGAGGCUGCCUCACCUAAACAACUCAUCUUUCCUUGCAGGGCAAUGUGAGGAGCAUGAGUGUGGUUGAACUGUGCCUGUGGCAAGUUCUGCUUUCCAUCCAGCUGGAGGUAGAAGCUGGGGCUGUGCCAGCCAGGCGUGGGGGGUCCUGUGGUGACCCUUCCCCUGGGGCAUGGCUGUCCCCGUGGGGUCUGUACCUAUGCAUUUUGGAUCAAUAAUCGACCCCUGGCCCUGCCUGGGAGUGUAGCCAGGGGCCAGCACUGGCUGUUGCUGCUUCCCAGGAGGGAUUUUCCACAGCUGGGGGGCAGCAGGUUGUUUUGCAUGCAUCAGGGUGUGUUUGGAGUAGUUGUGAGUGUAGGAGAUGCCAUAGCUCUUUUCUGUCUUGGAGUGAGAUCUAAGGGCAGGUUAGAUGUCCUUUCAUUUUAAAGGUGCACUAAAUCUUUGCAGUUCCUCAACCCUUCCCCUCCUCCCCACCCCCCCUAAAUCCCACUGGCCCUUCUUUUAGGGAAGCAAAACCAGUUUCUAGAUGAGUGGGAAGCCAGGAGCUGUGCUCAGGUGCUCCCUGGCAGUGUUGCACACAAACCCAGCUGGAGCUGCUCUGGGACUCACACUUUUCCUUUGCAGAUGUAACCCUGAACCUGGGUGCUUGCUCAUUUUCCACCCCAAUACUGGCUCAUAAGGAGAUCCUCCUCAGCCACCUGCAGAACAGGGUAGAUACCCCUGGGGGGCUGCUGGCAGGGAGGGGACAGCGUGCCUUCUGGGGACUCCCCAGGCUCUGCAGGGAUUGGUUUUUUUUUUUUCCUCUCCAUGGGUCAGAGGCAGGGAUGUCAGCAGAGGCUGUGUGGGGCAGCCCUGGGUUUGCCUGGGAAGGAGGGAUGGGAUUAACUCCCUUCCUCCUCUGGUGUGUCCUGCUCUGUGUGACAGUGUCAUGCUGUGGGCUGCAGUUCCCAACAUUUCACCCUCGAGGUGCAGCAGAGGUGAGAGCUGUGCCCCAGCUGCACUGCCAAUGCCCCAGGCACUCCAGGCAGGUGGUUAUGGCUUUUGCUGCUUUCUAUGUUCCCUUCUCCACCCCAGUGCCAGCCCUUUGGCUCCUCUGCUUUCCCUCCUGCAUUUCCAUCCUGGGAGGAUUCAUUGCCCUGGAGAUAUGGGUAAGUCCUGCUGGGAGGCUCCCAUCUUCUAUCCCAGUUUCCAGGAGAAGCUGGGAGGGGGGUCACCAUCUUGGGCAAAACUUCCAUGCAAAGCCUCUCCUGUGGUGUUGGUGCCCUGGGGAUGCCCAGCCCAGCUUUGGUCCCUGUUGUGUGGUGUCCCUGGCACAUCUCUGUCCCAUCACCCUGCAGCCCAUCUCCUGCAGAGCUUCACCUACACACAGCUCGUGCUUCUCCAGGGUGGGAUGUGCAUCCCAGUCCCUGCUGGUGAAGGGGCUCCCCAGGCAUCUCAAACCAAAAAUCCCCUUGAAAUCCCUGUACUAUUUAUUCUUAGUUGUGUUUGCUGCUGAUUCAAUUCUUUAUUUAUUUUGGGAGUGUUGCACUUUGAUGCCUCAACGCACACUUGCCAGUGCUGGGGCUCCUGCUCCUCCUGCUCAGCCUUGCAGCAGGAUGGGAACCUGCUGCUUUUGGUGCCUCUGGCUGGGGGGCUGCAGCCUUGUGCUAGGAGAGGAGACUGAGCUUUGGUUUGUUGAGUUUUCUGGAGCAAAACUUUGGGAGUUUGCUGGACCCGCUCUUGUGAGCCUCUCUGCCCGUGGUUUUGUGCUGGUAUGGGAUUGAUGG
Molecule: messenger RNA, 2817 nt
Organism: Calypte anna (Anna's hummingbird)
Lineage: Eukaryota; Metazoa; Chordata; Aves; Apodiformes; Trochilidae
Gene: FAM78B
Product: family with sequence similarity 78 member B
Exons: 2
Coding region: 49-834 (261 amino acids)
Source: RefSeq, a predicted model, not a curated record